Messenger RNA from Triplophysa dalaica, 1168 nucleotides. Its product is annotated as germ cell-specific gene 1-like protein. Gene Ontology annotation, cellular component: plasma membrane. The record is from RefSeq and is a predicted model, not a curated record. Lineage: Eukaryota; Metazoa; Chordata; Actinopteri; Cypriniformes; Nemacheilidae. The transcript has 5 exons. The coding region runs from base 1 to 930 and encodes 309 amino acids.
AUGUCUCUUCUGUCGCAUCUGCGUUCUCCGGCUUUGUCCUUCAUCCAGACGCUUUUGUCGCUGCUGUUGUCGUUGGUUUCGUUGUCGUCGUCUCAUUGGUUUGUGGGCAGUCAGAAAGUCCCUAAGCCCUUGUGUUCCCCGACCCGACGGCUCAGGUGCACUCCGGUCCCCGGCAUGACGGACAGCUCGGCUCAGUUCUCCUGGGAAACGGGAGACGAUCGCUUUAUCUUCCCGACAUUCCACACGGGGCUGUGGACCACCUGUGAGGAGAACAUCUACACCGACAACUGGGAGGAGAAGUGCCGCAGUUUCAUGGCCCUGACGCCUGCAUCUGAAAAAGGAAUCCUGUGGCUGUGUGUUGGGAUGGAGUUGUUGUACAUUGUUCUGUUGUCCGUCAGUUCGGUUCUGUUGUUGCUGCAGUUGAGUUUGUCGCUCUGGUGUCCACUGCUGGAGCGCUGGGGUCACUUACUGAACGCAUUCGCUGCCGUCUGCACUGUUCUCGGAGGGUUGGUUGGGAUGGUGGCUCAUAUGAUGUACAUGCAGGUUUUUCAGGUGACGAUCACUCACGGUCCUGAAGACUUCACACCUCACAGUUACGGAUACUCUUGGGCCUUUUAUGUUGCGUGGUUGGCCUUCACCUGCUGCAUGUCUUCUGGAGUUUCUACACUCAACAUCUACACCAAGACGUUUCUGAUGCUUGGACGGAAACACCAGCAUGUGUCUUACCCCUGUAAGAACUUUACUUUCCCUCCUCAAUAUCCUCUUGUGUCUCCGCUCUCUCCGUACAUCUCGCCUCCCCUUCCACCUCCUCCCCCCACCUGCCACGCACCUCUCUCGCCCGCUCUCUCUCUCCUCCGGCCCCCUUCCAGCCCCCCCGUCACACUCUUUCUGUCUCCGGUGAGCUCGGACGAGGACUUCAGUACCCUGUGAUGUCUGAAACAUCUUUCAUCUGGUAUUCAUAGGAACACCAUUGAGUUGUCUUCACCUGCUCGAUGUCACUUCAGUCUGAAGGACGUUUAGAGAGGGUUCUCCAUACUUCACCUGCCUUUAUCUGCAUCAUUUUAUUUUGGCAUGAAUAAAACUCAGCAAUCUUCUGUUUUGCCUCUUUUCUCCAGAAUGUUUUUGGGUGUCCUCUACAAGCGCUUCAUAUGUGAUGGACAUGUUUCAC